AUGGGACUGUCAAAUAACUUUGCAUCUUCGUCUCUGUAUACAAUCUUUGAUCGCUCCUCCCUCCUUCACGUCAGUCAGCCCAGUGCAAAAAAAGGGAACUCGUUUCUUAGACAAUUUACAUGAACGCUCCAUAGUUUGAAAAUAGUUCGCGCGGAAGGAAGUCCCGAGUACUGGCUCUAUUUUGUUACCGGCACUGUUCUAUCACCGAUCGUUAUGGAUACUCGAAAGCGUCCCAGAGAAGAUUUGCCGAAUACUAGUACUGGUGACCAGUUCAAAACCCCGGAAAAGCGGGUUUCUGCAGUGGCCCUGCAGGAUUUCACGAAGUGGGAUGUGGAAGAAACUUGUAGAUACCUGCGUCAGGAAGGUCUCGGGGAAUGGGAGGAGAAAUUCAGAGGUUCGGUUGUUGUGAUCACAUUAUAUUUGAUUGAACAAGCCAAUGUGGCUUGUAGCAAGCUUGAAACUAAAUUGUGAUCUGUGAAAGUGAGGGGGUCUGGAGCACCCAGAACGUUACCCUAGCUAGAUUAGCACGUUCUUAUCACUUUAACUAUGCUCACACGGUUCUGGUUUUAUGCCAUGCAAUUUACCUGUGACAUUUUGUUCUCAUUGUGCAUAUUUACAGUGUUCAUGAGAACACACAGGAAAGAUUACCUGUUUUUGUUUUGUUUGUCCCCACACAGAGCAAAAGAUAACAGGAGUGGGGUUACCAUACCUCACAGAGACACAUCUGGACAAUAUGGGUAUAGGGUAAGUGCACAGGAGGUUGGUGGCACCUUAAUUGGGGAGGACAGGCUCCUGGUAAUGACUGGAGCAGAAUGGGUGGAAUGGUAUCAAAUAUGUCAAACACAUGGUUUCCAGGUGUUUGAUGCCAUUGCAUUUGCUCUGUUCGGCCAUUAUUAUGAGUCAUUCUCCCCUCAGCAGCUUCAUGUGGGGGGAUGGUUUUGGUAUGAAAAUCUUCAGUGGCAUGCCAAUCAAAUGUGCACCUUGGUUUAUUUGUUGUGACAGAUGUUUUUCAGUCAAUGCCGUGAGGGUUGUGUUCUUGAUUGUGCUUUUAUGAUUAUGAACUUACACACACACUCUCUUUCACUUUCUCUUUUCUCUCUCUAUUCUCUCAGGUCUCUAGGCCCCCGGCUGGAGAUUCUGCACUGCAUGAGGAAGCUGUGGCAGAUAGAAGAAGAGACCAUCAAGGUAACACAGACAGCUGACCUAACCCCUGUUCCCUCUUCAAAGGCUAGAGAGAGUGAAUGAAAGACAAAAUGAAGGAGAGGAAGCGGAUGAGGAAAGUACUUUAUUGUUCUUCUUGCCCUGCUGGGUACUUUGAGCCCUCAUGGAGAGACUAGGCAUACAACGAUUGACGGACAGGGUGAGGUAGAGAUGGAGAAAAAAGGUGGGAAGUGCACAAAUCACCACAACCACAUUGCAGUAAAAAAAAAAAAAAAAAUUACAGAAGUGAAACUCCCUGAGUAACAGCUGUUUUUCUUUUCUAAUCAUGUCAAAUCAUUACAUUUUACAUUUUAGUCAUUUAGCAGAUGCUCUUAUCCAGAGCGACUUACAGUUUGUGAGUGCAUACAUUUUUUUUCUUCAUACGGGCCCCCCGUGGGAAACGAACCCACAACCCUGGCGUUGCAAGCGCCAUGCUCUACCAACUGAGCUACACGGGUCCUCUAUUCUGUUUUUGAUUAUGUUCCCGUAAGUGUAAUGGCCCCACCUCACCCACAUAAUUAGAGACGCACCCUCAUUUAUUCCCGAGAGAGAAAAAGAGGAAGACUAGUAGUAGAGUCAGUAUGAGUAUCAGCGAUAAGGUGUAUUAUUGUCUCCUUUAGGUGUUUAAUGACCCCAUCCAUGGCCAUGUAGAGAUGCAUCCUCUGCUGGUCCGUAUCAUCGACACGCCUCAGUUCCAGAGGCUCCGCCACAUCAAGCAGCUGGGAGGAGCAUACUUCGUCUUUCCUGGGGCCUCCCACAACCGCUUCGAACACUCCAUAGGGUAUGAUUGUGGGUGCUUGAGCACUCCAUAGGGUACGAGUGUGUGUGUGUGUGUGUGUGUGUGUGUGUGUGUGUGUGUGCUUGAGUACUCCAUAGGGCAGGGGUGGACAAUAAUUUUGUCUCGAGGGCCACAUUGGGCCACACAGAUAUUCUUUCGGACUUAUUUCUUUGUCAAAAGCAAUUUGCGGGCCAUAAAAAAUACUUUAUCUGGUUUUAGAUGUUGAAGAGUGGCCUGGAGGUUUUGUUUUUUAACCCAAAAACCUUUGCCACACUUUUAGCAGUUUUACUUUAGUGCCUUAUUGCAAACAGGAUGCUUUGUAAUAUUUUUAUUCAGGCUUUCUUCUUUUUACUCUGUCAAUUUGGUUAGUAUUGUGGAGUAACUACAAUGUUGUUGAUCCAUCCUCGGUUUUCUCCUAUCACAGCCAUUAGUCUCUGUAACUGUUUUAGUUUGUCUGUUGUGGAACUUCUAAUCAAAUGAGAGAGACUUGGUCAUUUCUUCAAACAAUCAAUCUUCAUUUGAUAUCGAUUGAUUAUUGCAAUAAUGGAGCUGGUCAACAAACCCCCCCGUAGGUGAUUCGUUGAGAGCCCAACAAACAGGAAAUGCUGACAUCUUAUAUAGUGGACUUAAAUAUGCUUAGUCAUGGCUGGUUCCACCCCUCCCUGGCAGCUCAGGGCAUCAUAAGAUACCUUGUUUUCUUCUUGUGGCUAUGUGUAUUGGGUCAUAGAGCAUAAACAAGGGAUAACGUUAGUUCCGUUACUCUUCUGUUCAAGCCAGCCUCUGUUCACCUCAUAUCUCCACACAGCUGUGCCCUUGACAGAUAUGAGAAGAAACAGGAUUGGCUGAGACACUGUGCUCACUCUCAGAGGGUCUUUGUCUUGACCGUGUGACUAAGUUGAACAGAGACAGAGUGGGAAAAAUACCAGCUCCUUCUUACAAGACCUUCAAACAGACAGUUGGAAAUGUACAUGUUUAAGGCUCAUACAGCGCAUGUGCAUAACAAAAGUUGUAAUUUUGCCACGACAAGUCCUGGAGCGCUUUCCUUCAUCUCCGGUAACUGAGUUAGGAAGGACGCCUGUAUCUUUGUAGUGACUGGGUGUAUUGAUACACCAUCCAAAGUGUAAUUAAUAAUUUCACAAUGCUCAAAGGGAUAUUCAAUGCCUGCAUUUUAAAUGUUUUACUAAUCUACCAAUAGGUGCCCUUCUUUGCGAGGCAUUGGAAAACCUCCCUGGUCUUUGUGGUUGAAUCUGUGCAUUCAGAAAGUAUUCAGACCCUUUGACUUUUCCCACAUUUUGUUUUACAUUAUAGCCUUAUUCUAAAAUGAAUACAAUUAUUUUUAUCCCCCUCAUCCAUCUACUCAUAAUACCCCAUAAUGAGAAAGCGAAAACAGGUUUGUAGAAAUGUUUGCAAAUGUAUUAAAAAUGAAAAAACGGAUGCCUUAAGUAUUCAGACCCUUUGCGAUGAGACUCGAAAUUGAGCUCAGGUGCAUCCUGUUUCCAUUGAUCAUCCUUGAUGUUUCUACAACUUGAUUGGAGUCCACCUGUGGUAAAUUCAAUAGAUUGGACAUGAUUUGGAAAGGCACACACCUGUCUAUAUAUGGUCCCACAGUUGACAGUGCAUGUCAGAGCAAAAACCAAGCCAUGAGGUCGAAGGAAUUGUCUGUAGAGCUCCGAGACAGGAUUGUGUCGAGGCACAGAUCUGGGGAAGGGUACCAAAAAAUGUCUGCAGCAUUGAAGGUCCCCAAGAACACAGUGGCUUAAAUCAUUCUUAAAUGGAAGAAGUUUGGAACCACCAAGACUCUUCCUAGAGCUGGCCGCCCGGCCAAACUGAGCAAUCGGGGGAGAAGGGCCUUGGUCAGGGAGGUGACCAAAACCCGAUGGUCACUCUGACAGAGCUCCAGAGUUCCUCUGUGGUGAUGGGAGAACCUUCCAGAAGGACAACCAUCUCUGCAGCACUCCACCAAUCAGGCCUUUAUGGUAGAGUGGCCAGACGGAAGCCACUCCUCAGUAAAAUACACAUGACAGCCAGCUUUGAGUUUGGUCUGAUGAAAUCGAGAUUGAACUCUUUGGCCUGAAUGCCAAGCGUCACGUCUGGAGGAAACCUGGCACCAUCCCUACGGUGAAGUAUGGUGAUGGCAGCAUCACGCUGUGGGGAUGUUUUUCAGCGGCAGGGACUAGGAGACUAGUCAGGAUCGAGGGAAAGAUGAACGGAGAUCCUUGAUAAAAACCUGCUCAGGACCUCAGACUGGGGCACACAGCCAAGACAACGCAGGAGUGGCUUCGGGACAAGUCUCUGAAUGUCCUUGAGUGGCCCGGACUUGAACUCGAUCGAACAUCUCUAGAGACCUGAAAAUAGCUGUGCAGCGACGCUCCCCAUCCAAUCUGACAGAGCUUGAGAGGAUCUGCAGAGAAGAAUGGGAGAAACUUCCCCAAAUACAGGUGUGUCAAGCUUGUAGCGUCAUACCCAAGAAGACUUGAGGCUGUAAUCGCUGCCAAAGGUACUUCAGCAAAGUACUGUAAAUGUGGUAUUCAAGUUUUUUAUUUUGUAUAAAUUAGCAAAAAUGUCUAGAAACAUGUUUUUGCUUCGUCAUUAUGGGGUAUUAUGUGUAGAUUGAUGAGGGGGAAAGAAACGAUUUAAUCCAUUUUAGAAUAAGGCUGUAACACAAUGUGGAAAAAGUCAAGGGGUGUGAAUACUUUCUGAAGGCACUGUGUACAGUGAGGGGGAAAAGGUAUUUGAUCCCCUGCUGAUUUUGUACGUUUGCCCACUGACAAAGAAAUGAUCAGUCUAUAAUUUUAAUGGUAGGUUUAUUUGAACAGUGAGAGACAGAAUAACAACAAAAACAUCCAGAAAAAUGCAUGUCAAAAAUGUUAUACAUUUAUUUGCAUUUUAAUGAGGGAAAUAAGUAUGUGACCCCCUCUCAAUCAGAAAGAUUUCUGGCUCCCAGGUGUCUUUUUAUACAGGUAACGAGCUGAGAUUAGGAGCACACUCUUAAAGGGAGUGCUCCUAAUCUCAGUUUGUUACCUGUAUAAAAGACACCUGUCCACAGAAGCAAUCAAUCAAUCAGAUUCCAGACUCUCCACCAUGGCCAAGACCAAAGAGCUCUCCAAGGAUGUCAUGGACAAGAUUGUAGACCUACACAAGGCUGGAAUGGGCUACAAGACCAUCGCCAAGCAGCUUGGUGAGAAGGUGACAACAGUUGGUGUGAUUAUUCGCAAAUGGAAGAAACACAAAAUAACUGUCCAUCUCCCUCGGCCUGGGGCUCCAUGCAAGAUCUCACCUUGUGGAGUUGCAAUGAUCAUGAGAACGGUGAGGAAUCAGCCCAGAACUACACGGGAGGAUCUUGUCAAUGAUCUCAAGGCAGCUGGGACUAUAGUCACCAGGAAAACAAUUGGUAACACACUACGCCGUGAAGGACUGAAAUCCUGCAGCGCCCGCAAGGUCCCCCUGCUCAAGAAAGCACAUAUACAGGCCCGUCUGAAGUUUGCCAAUGAACAUCUGAAUGAUUCAGAGGAGAACUGGGUGAAAGUGUUGUGGUCAAAUGAGACCAAAAUCGAGCUCUUUGCCAUCAACUCAACUCGCCGUGUUUGGAGGAGGAGGAAUGCUGCCUAUGACCCCAAGAACACCAUCCCCACCGUCAAACAUGGAAGUGGAAACAUUAUGCUUUGGGGGUGUUUUUCUGCUAAGGGGACAGGACAACUUCACCGCAUCAAAGGGACAAUGGACGGGGCCAUGUACCGUCAAAUCUUGGGUGAGAACCUCCUUCCCUCAGCCAGGGCAUUGAAAAUGGGUCGUGGAUGGGUAUUCCAGCAUGACAAUGACCCAAAACACACGGCCAAGGCAACAAAGGAGUGUCUCAAGAAGAAGCACAUUAAGGUCCUGGAGUGGCCUAGCCAGUCUCCAGACCUUAAUCCCUUAGAAAAUAUGUGGAGGGAGCUGAAGGUUCGAGUUGCCAAACGUCAGCCUCAAAACCUUAAUGACUUGGAGAAGAUCUGCACAGAGGAGUGGGACAAAAUCCCUCCUGAGAUGUGUGUAAACCUGGUGGCCAACUACAAGAAACGUCUGACCUCUGUGAUUGUCAACAAGGGUUUUGCCACCAAGUACUAAGUCGUGUUUUGCAAAGGAAAAGGUGAGAGGAGGAGAGUGCAUAGAUGCGAGAAGGAAUUAUACAAUGAGCAGAUCAUGCUGUUUGUAUGUGGCUGCUAUGAAAGUGAACUGUGUAUUCAUUCCGCCGAUUCUGUUGAAAAACGUUUCUUAAACAGAAGCAAACUGAACAAAAUGGGAAUAAACAUACCUGAAGUUGGCCAAUAGAAACUCUCGUUUGCAACUGUUGGAUUUAUGAUUACACCCUAGAUCAGCUAGAUGCAGGCAAGAGUGUGCAAGGCGGUAUUGAAUGUGUCACUGUCUGUCACCUUGAUCACUCAAAUGUUUCUCUUGACCUGUGCAUCUACGAUGUAAACUUUAAUUCAUAGGCUAGGUUGUAGCAACCUCAUGAUGGGUAUAGGGAAAAUUUGAGUAUUGUAGUAGCCUAAACCUAUCGAUGUUACAUUCAGCUGGGUGAAUGGAAUAUGGAUGACAGUCAUCCAAUAUGCUGUAAUAGAAAUAAGGCAAUGCUCCUAAAAAAUAUUGCGUCCUCCCUCAUCUUAAACGGCACCGACCACCACUGGAGUACUUAUAUAGCCAUUUUUGGCAAAUUCUAUUUACUUUAAGGGAAGCUUAGGUUCCACCCUUCUCUCAGAGUGUACAGCCAAUGCUUACACCAAUCCUAUGCUUUUAAAUCCACGAUGGAAAGUGUGCAAGUGCACACUUCUGGAAAAGGGUGGAGAAUUGGGAUUCAGCCUAUGUGGUUUCAGAGGCCCUACCCUGCAUUUUAAAAGGCACAACAUAAACUGGCCUAGUUCCUUUUCAGACCCUAGCCCCUUCCCUAAGCUCCCACCCUUGUGGUUGCCUGGCAGGUGUAAUGGGUUGUACAAUGGUUAUUCAUUGGUUGUGUUGUGGUCAUGUGUUUCAGGGUGUGCUACCUAGCAGGUCAGCUGGUCCAGGAGUUGAAUAAGAGACAACCAGAGCUCUUCAUCUCCCGUAGAGACAUCCUGUGUGUCCAGAUCGCUGGGCUCUGUCACGACUUGGGUGAGUUUCUCACGCACACGCACACACACACACACACACUCCCUCUUUUCCAAUCUUAUUCUCUGUUGAAUGUGAUCUCUCUCCAGGUCAUGGUCCUUUCUCCCAUAUGUUUGAUAGGAUGUUCAUCCCCAAAAUCCGUCCAACGUCCCAGUGGAAGGUAAGACUACAGUCUGAAUAACCUCCUCUUUCUUGUCAUACCCUUCUCUCCUCAUCUUCCUGUGUGGGCGCGAGAACGUAUGUGUCACGUGUGUAUUUAUGUGUGUGUUGCAGCAUGAGGAGGCGUCCCUGGCGAUGUUUGACCACCUGGUGUCUGUGAACGCCUUGGAGCAGGUGAUGAAUGAUCAUGGCCUGGUCCUACCUGAAGACCUGGUCUUCAUCAAGGAGCAGAUCGCUGGACCACAGAACACUGGCCCUCUCAGCCAGGGGGUGAGUCAGUCAGCCAUUCAAUCAGCCAUUCAGCAAACCAGUCAGCAAGCCAGUCAGCUAGCCAGCCAGUCAGCUAGCUAGCUAGUCAGUCAACCAGUCAGUCAGCCAGUCAAUCAACCUCAAUCAAUUAAGCAUUUAAGCAUCAUUAAACAUCAAUCAACAUUUUAUAAAGUACUUUAUUAAUAUGAUUUAUUGAUGGCUACUAGUAGUGUAUUGUCUACGGGUUAAAUUCAAACUCUUAAAGGGAUAAUGCGAGAUUCUGGCAUUUAAGCCCUUGUUCAGAUAAACUUGUGGAUACGCUAGUUAGCAUUUGCUCGCUAAACUACCGCUAACCUACUUCGUACUGCACACAGAGACAUGGAAAUGGUAUCCACAAGUUCAUCUGACUCUGGUUAAGUAUCCAGCAGUAUUCCUUGAACUAAUUUGGAGUUACUGUACAUGCUCGGAUCUCAAAGGAUUCGUCUAAUUCUGAGUCUGUUGUUGUCUUUCCACAGUGGCCUUAUGAGGGCCGUCCGGAGGAGAAGUCCUUCCUCUAUGAGAUUGUGGCCAACAAAAGGACCGGCAUCGAUGUGGACAAGUGGGACUACUUCGCCAGGUGAGUCCCCGAGUUGGAGUUGAUCUCUUUUAGAAACCAUCAUCAGUUACUGGAGUAAGCUACAUUCACACACACUGUAUAUAUAUUUUCUGUUGUAUAUUUGACUUUAUGUUUUGUUUACCCCAUAUGUAACUCUGUGUUGUUUUUAUCGCACUGCUUUGCUUUAUCUUGGCCAGGUCGCAGUUGUAAAUGAGAACUUGUUCUCAACUGGCUUACCUGGUUAAAUAAAGGUGAAAUAAAAUUUAAAAUAAAUAAAUAUGGAGUACCACAGUAUCUGUCAUAAUACCCAUAAAACCUAGCGGUCUAACAGGGAAAUGGUUCCAGUUGUUUUUCCACCAUACAUUUUUCCCAUAGUGGAUUUUAGAAACACUUAAAAUAAGUGCUGUGUUUCGUUUUGAUAACUGUGUAAAUCUCUCUAGGACAGGGUGACUUUUAUCAAUAUAUUCGCCUGUAUUUACUCCCCCAAAAUUAAAUGCUAAUGUGACUAUCAUAAAGAACAACAAAUGCCAUGAUUUUCGAAUCUGAGAGUAAAUAGAGCCGAAUAUAUUGAUAAAAGUCACCUUGUCCGAAAGAGAUUUACACUGUUAUCAAAACGUCACGCCAGGGUAAGCCUACACAAAACACAGACCUUAUUUUAAGUUUUUCUAAAAUCCCCUAUGGGAAAAAUGAUUUGAACCAGUUCCCUGUUUGACCGCUAGGUUUUAUGGGUAUUAUGACACCUCCACUGUGGGGCUCUAUUACAGAUCUAACUAUACAUAGGACAACUGGUGUAUAUUUAAGCAAUAAGGCCCGAGGGGCUGUGGUAUAUUGGCAAUAUACCACAAACCCCCAAGGUGCCUUAUUGCUAUUAUAAACUGGUUACCAAUGUAAUUAGAGCAGUAAAAAUGUAUGUUUUGUCAUACCUGUGGUAUACGGUCUGAUAUACCACGGCUGACAGCCAAUCAGCAUUCAGGGCUCCAACCACCCAGUUUUAUAAUCGGGAAAGAGUGCACUUUGGGCAACUUUCCAUCAAUAAUCUCUCUCCCUCUCUUUCUGUUUCAAAUAUGUUUAAUUGUAGAGCAGAGGAAAAGCAUACAAAUGUAAAUUUUGUUUAGUGACAACAGGAACAUACAAACAAUUACGCCAGGAGUAUUACGGCAGGAUAGCAGUUUAAACGCAUUUAAACAAAAUGUAAACAUAAACAGUAUUAAAGAAAAGGAAAACCCAGACUCAAGACCAAAACAACACACUCUCUCUUUCUCUCCCCAUAGGGACUGCUACCACCUGGGCAUCCAGAAUAACUUUGACUACCACCGCUUCCUCAAGUUUGCCCGUGUGUGUGAGGUAGACGGGAAGAAGCACAUCUGCACCCGAGAAAAGGUAAAGGCUUGGUCCUAGAUUUCACCUCCCAUUAAUUCCCUUCAUUGUUAUGUUUUCAUUCACCUUUUCAUUCAACUUGGUAAAAUAAUUAGGUAUUAGCCUAGUUUAGUGGUAAUAUAGACUAGGUCCUGCUAUAGACUAGUGUCCUGUCUAGGGGGUGUACUUGUACAUCAAGCUGCCUCAUGCUACAGAAUCAGGAGGUAGGGUUCCUGCCCUAUGGGCCGCUCUGGCUCGGACAAGGCCACUUACUUUAGCGGUGAUAUCCGUGUGUGUUGUCUGCAUACAGGAAGUGGGUAAUCUGUACGACAUGUUCCACACACGCAACUGCCUCCAUAGAAGAGCCUACCAGCACAAAGUGGGACACAUAAUAGAGACCAUGUAAGUGCUCUCACCUCAACAGGUAUUCUACUGUUCAAUAUCUAGCUGACUUACUAUCUCUUAUACAGUCAUACAUACAGGUUCUCAGACAUUCAGGUGUUUUUCUGCUGUAUGUUAUGUGUUGGAAAUGUGAUGUUUGAUUUAAGUGUGUGUGUGCCUGUGUCUCUGUCUUGUUUCAGGAUCACAGAGGCCUUGGUCAAGGCAGACCCCCACAUCCAGAUUCUAGGUUCUGAGGGAAAUAUGUUCACCAUCUCCACGGCGAUCGAUGACAUGGAGGCCUACACUAAACUCACUGGUCAGUUCAACCCCAUAGAAAUAGAAUAUGUAGAAUGGCUCUGGUCUCGUCUACACACUCUCAUUCUAUGGUUCAAACUUCUUUGGUUGUCAGGGUUUUGUUCCAGGUGUCAUGGCUGCCCUAACUGGCUGGGUUUGACAGACCGGUUCUCUGUCACUUUGUGGCACAUUCAUGUCCAUAAUCACUGCCUGGGUUUGGUUUGCAUGAUUGACCUCUCCUCUUCCCACACUCCUUGUCUCUCUCCCUCUCCCCUGUCUCUCCUCCUUCUCUCCCCCUCCCUCCCCAUGUAGACCAUGUGUUUGAGCAGAUCCUGUACUCGUCGUCAUCUGAGCUGGCCGAUGCCAGAAAGAUCCUCCAGAACAUCACCUGCAGAAUCCUCUACAAGUAUGUGGGACAGACCCAGGCCAAGAAAUAUGUUGAGGUCUCACAGGUGUGUGUCUGAGGGAUGGAGGGUGAAUAUCCUCCCAUGGCUUACUAGGUAAGCUUUUUCAGAAGAUCCAUAUUAUGUGCCUCUCAUCCUCCUCUUCUCUCCCCCAGGAAAAGCUCCUGAACUGGGCAAGCAGCGUGGCGAAGUGCAGGCCUGUUAGCGACCUCCAGGGCGUCACUCUAGAGCCAGCAGACUUUGUAGUCAACGUGAGUGUUCAGUCUUUUCACCUCAAUCAGGGAACUGAUUGAAGACACAUAACAUAUCACAGAACAUCCCUCCCCCCUGUCUAUAGAUAACCCUUUAUUACCAUUUGCUUUAUUGAAAAUAUGUCAAUCAAUAAAAUGUAUUUUAUAAAGCCCUUUUUACGUCAGCAGUUGUCACAAAGUGUUUUACAGAUACCCAGCCUAAAACUCAAAAGAGCAAGCAAUGCAGAUGUAGAAGCACAGUGGCUAGGAAAAACUCCCUAGAAAGGCAGGAACCUAGGAAGAAACCUAGAGGAGCCAGUCCUCUUCUGACUGUACCGGGUGGAGAUUUAAGAGUGCAUGUGGCCAUGAAGGCCAGAUUAACCGACAUCUGUUUUGGGGGGGUUAUUAAACGACCGAUGUUGGUUUAAUUACUUGAAUUCCAUUUAGUUCUAGGUUUUUUGUAAGCCCAAUGUGCUGUUUCUCUAGAGAGAAAUCAAAUCAUUCACAAUUUAAAAGCAAAAAAAUAAUUGUAAUGUCAUUAUUUCAUAAUGCAUUUAAUGUUUUACAAAAAUAAUCGAAACUGAAAUUGAAAACCGUGAUUAUUUUUUAAUAACCGAAACGACCUAGAAAAGCACUAAUCGCUCAGCACUACUCUCUUUGCCUCUUCAUCUCUCUCCCUCCCUAGAAAAGCACUAAUCGCUCAGCACUACUCUCUUUGCCUCUUCAUCUCUCUCCCACCCUAUCUCUUUCUGUCCCUCUUCCAUUCUCUUCAUUAGAUCAUCAACAUGGACUGGGGUAUGAAGGAGAAGAACCCCAUCAACAACGUGCGUUUCUACUGCAAGAAUACCCCAACCAAAGCCACCCAGAUCUUCAAGAACCAGGUCAAUACUGCAAUGCACUCAAAUCUUUUUAAAAAUAGUUAAUUAUUUUGGAUCUUGAAAACAUUAUUUGACAUGAUUGUUCUCCCCUGUAGGUGUCUCAGAUGCUGCCAGAGCGGUUUGCUGAGCAGCUGAUCAGGGUCUACUGUAAGAAGAGAGAUGAGAAGACUGUGGAGGCAGCUAAGAAGAACUUUGUCCAGUGGUGCAUGGACAACAACUUCUCCAAGCCUCAGGUCAGGAGGCCUCUAUCUCUUUCAUUUGCUGUAUGGAUCUCUUUAUCUCAAACUCUUAGCGUUGUGUAAGGAAGAUGACAUUCGAGUGCAAGGAGAAGCCACCUAGCUAUGACUAGCUUACCUGCACCACACGUACUGUACUUUCUCCAAGUUUAAAAUGGACCCUGGUAUCUGUGUGUUUGUUUGUGACCACGUUUGUUUAGGACGGCGAUUCGAUUGCACCGGAGCUCACCCCUCUGAAGCCAAGCUGGGCCAACAAUGACGGUGAGAACAAUGAUGAAGCAGAUAGCCAGGGAAGAAGAAGCUGGGCUGCAGACAACCGUGGACAACAGAAGGCAAAAGUCAGACUCUUUGACCAACUAAACUAACUUUCAAAAUACAGAAAUAC
Messenger RNA from Coregonus sp. 'balchen', 12266 nucleotides. The record is from the annotation of a GenBank genome assembly. NCBI's taxonomy places the organism in Eukaryota, Metazoa, Chordata, Actinopteri, Salmoniformes, Salmonidae.